Sardina pilchardus (European sardine) is the source of this 6746-nucleotide messenger RNA. Its product is annotated as semaphorin-4G-like. The record is from RefSeq and is a predicted model, not a curated record. The coding region runs from base 339 to 3338 and encodes 999 amino acids. The transcript has 17 exons. Gene Ontology annotation, molecular function: chemorepellent activity; semaphorin receptor binding. Lineage: Eukaryota; Metazoa; Chordata; Actinopteri; Clupeiformes; Clupeidae. Gene Ontology annotation, cellular component: plasma membrane. Gene Ontology annotation, biological process: negative chemotaxis; axon guidance; neural crest cell migration.
UGGGGCUAUUCAAAGUCUACAUUGUUGUGUGCCAGAUAGCUGGACUAAGCGCUUCACAUUUAUGAGGUAGUGAUAUGCACGUUUUCCUUUCGGUACGAUGUUGCUGGGGCCGAAUCGUGAUUAUUCAACUCUGCUAUGACUCGUGCGCCUACUUUAACCCCACUUGCUUUCACUGGAAGGGACAUGCGUUCAACGGAGAACCACUGAUCAUAUCUGCAGUUGAACCAUGAGGUAGCAACACCAGCGCACAGAAGAACAGAAUAACCUCCCAACCAGUGUGGACUACUCUUGUGUGUGUGUGUGUGUGUGUGUGGUUUCUUGUGUAAGAGCGUGUGUGUAUGAUUGGUAGAAGGGGGGCCUCUGCGGCCGGUCUCUCCUCACGGACAGGGCUGGCGGCAAUGGCGACCCACGAUGCCUUGCUGCUGCUGCUUGUGCUGUGGCUGCGCUGUGUGUCGGUGUGGGGGGGCUACCCUUUCAGGCCCCCGAUGGAGCUGGACGUCACCCCGCGGACCACCGUGUUUGCCAGCGGGCUUCUCGGCUGUGAGCGGUUCCAAGGCUCUGUGGUGAACUACAGCACCCUGCUGCUGGAGGAGAAGGGAGAGAGAGUGGAGAAGGCGGAGGAGGCGGGAGAGGCUCAGGGAGGUGAAGAGAGCGAGGGGGGUGGUGGAGGAGCAAGAGCAAGAGGAGGAGGAGGAGAAGGAGGAGGAGGAGUGCUGUACGUCGGAGCCAGAGGUGCUGUUUACGCCCUACAGGCCAACAACAUCUCAGCCAGCCCUCCACGCACAAUCGAGUGGGAGGCACCAGCGGACCAGAAGAAGCAGUGCCUCAAUAAGGGCCGAGACAACAAAACUGAGUGCUUCAAUCACAUCCGGUUCCUGCAGCGCUUCAAUAGCACGCACCUGUACAUGUGUGGAACACACGCCUUCAAGCCCCUCUGUGCAUACAUCGACGCAGACAAGUUUCAGAUUUCCUCCGGGUUCGAGGAGGGACGUGAGAAGUGUCCGUAUGACCCUGCGAAAGGCUACACUGGACUCCUCAUAGAUGAGCAAAUGUACACGGCCUCUCAGUAUGAGUUCAGGAGCUCCCCUGACAUCAAGCGGAACUGGCCCACGCCCACCAUCAAGACGGAGGAGGCCCCCACAAGAUGGCUCCUGGAGGCAGACUUUGUGGGCUCGGCGUUGGUGCGCGAGAGCGUGAACAGCUCGGUGGGCGAUGACGACAAGAUCUACUUCUUCUUCACGGAGAAGAGCCAGGAGCAGACGCCGUUCGGCGCUCAGGGCCGAGUGGCCCGCGUGGCCCGCAUCUGCAAGGGUGACCGUGGGGGGCACCUGACACUACAGAGGAAGUGGACGUCCUUCCUGAAAGCACGGCUCACCUGCUCACUGCAUGACUACCAGCUCCACUUCAAUGUCCUGCGCAGCGUCUUCACCUUCAACGGAGUCUCAGCGCAGGACACCCUCUUCUACGGCAUCUUCGGACUGGAGUGGAAAAAUGUGAAGGCGUCAGCCAUCUGUCAGUACUCCAUUGGGGACAUGUGGCAGGUGUUUGAGGGGCCCUACAUGGAGAGCCAGGACACCAGUUACAAGUGGAGCGAGUACACGGGCAAGACCCCCGAACCGCGCCCGGGAUCGUGCAUCACGGACAGACUGCGGGCCAAGGGCAUGAACUCGUCCUUUGACCUGCCGGACGACGUGCUGCACUUUGUGCGCCGGCACCCGCUCAUGUUCCGGCAGGUGCAGCCGCGGCUGCAGCGCCCCCUGCUGUUCAAGCGCAGCACGGACUACACCCAGCUGGCCGUCCACGGCCAGCCCGCGCUGGACGGCCACACGUACCACGUGCUCUUCAUCGGGACAGAUGAGGGGUGGCUGCACAGGGCUGUAGAGGUCGAAGGUCGUCUGCAUAUCAUUGAGGAGCUGCAGCUCUUUGAGCAGGCCCAGCCUGUGGACAGUAUCGUCAUCUCCGGAGCUCAGAGGAGUGUGUAUGUGGGCUCUGCCUCCGAGGUGGUGCAGUUGCCCAUGUCCACCUGUGGCAGGUACGCCUCCUGCUACGACUGUGUGUUCUCCAGAGACCCCUUCUGUGCCUGGGAUGGGAAUGGGGAGCAGUGUGUGGAGAUCUCGACUCACUCUGACAGGUCUAAUCUGAGGCAGGACGUUCAGCAGGGGAACCGGGGUUGUGAGAACGAGACGGCAGAUGCCUCAGCCUCAGCCGCAGAGCGGAGACCGGGGGACUUAGGACACCGUAAUGGAAAAGGGACGUGGAAAUGGGAUGAGCUAUGUCGCGCUCACAUUAACUCCGGCCUGCAGUGGAAUUACUCAAAUCUCGCAGCGCAGUCGCUCGGUGAUGCAAGGGGACGACGUGCUGCUGCAAUGCGAGCUGAGCUCCAACGUGGCGUUGCCGGAGUGGACCCUGGACGGCGCGCGUCUCCAGGGCUACGGGCUGGACUCGGGCUUCCGCGUGGGCACCGACGGCCUCCUGCUGAUCUCCGUGCGGCCCGAGCAGAGCGGCCGCUACCGCUGCUUCGCCCUGGAGAACGGCGCGCGCGUGCCCAUGGCCGCCUACGAGGUGGCCGUCCUCGCGGAGCGGCCGCCGGUGCACCCGGCCGACCCCGCCGCCGAGCCCACGCCGCCGCCCGAGGACCUCGGCGGGGGCGCGGAGGACCUGACCACCGAGCGGCCCGCUCCUCACACCUCCCGUCCCCCCAGCCAGAACUCCGCCACCUCGGCCGCCGGGCCCCAGCACCACUCCUUGACCCCUCCCCCGCCCGCCCCUCCCCUGCCGCCGCGCUCGGACUUCCUGUCCCUGAAGAACAUGGAGGCCAUGUACUUGUCCCUGGUGACCAUCCUGGGCGGGCUGUGCCUGGUGCUGACCGUGGUGCUGCUCUACGUGGGCUUCUGCGUGAGCGGCCGGCGGGGGAAGUACUCGCUGUCCCGCGCCCAGCGCCUCCGCGGCGCCGCCGCCACCGCCACCGGCGCCCUGGAGCUCCGCACCGUCUCCUCGCACUGCAACGGCACGUGCCGGCCGGGGAGGGGCGACGCGCACCUCGACGGGCUCCUCCAGAUCGUGCCCGGCGAGGGCCAGGCCUCGCCCAACAAGGAGCACCACGCCUCGCUCCCGCCGGCGCCGCCCUUGCCGCCGCCGCCCGCGCCCGAGGCGGAGUUCGCCAACGGCCUGGCGGCGACGCUGCCCAACGUGCUGAGGAAGAUGAACGGGAACAGCUACGUGCUGCUGCGGCAGAGCGAGUCCGAGAGCACCUCGCCGCUCUACUACUCCUUCACCGAGGAGCUCAGCCGCAUCCUGGAGAAGAGGAAGCACACGCAGCUGGUGUCCACGCCGGAUGAGAGCUCGGUGUAACCGCUCUGCCCUUUCACAGUGCCCCUGUGUGGUGGGAGGUCUCAACUGCACCCCCCCACACCCCAGCUGUGAGAGAUGUCAAGAGGUGGGAAUUUCAUGACUAUUUUAAAUUCAAACCCUCCUUAGCCCUGGAUUAAGAGGUCCUGCACUGACUGAAUUCAUGACAAGUAAACUGGGCACAUGUUCAGUGUAAACUGUGCACAUGUUCAGUGUUUAUUUGUCAAACACAAUUGACAUACUGUACAUUAACACCAUUUGCCCCUCCAAUUGUGGGCUCAAAUGCCAACUACAACUACAGAGACUUGGAGAACAACCUUCUAUGGAGUAUCUACCUCAGCCGUCAGCAGUAGCCCGGCCACGUUCCUCAUCGUCCAUAAAGAAGGCCGAGACGUAGGGAGCCCGAAGGGUCACCAGAGGCUCAGCCGCGUAUAAAAUUACCACUACAAAGGCGGCUGUCCUCUGAAACAGCCUCAAAAAGCCACGGCUAUGGACUGAGCAGAACUUUGCCCUUAGGGAGCGUUCGGGCGGCACCAGGACUUAGAUGGGGCCAGGGGAUGAAAGGGAGGCUCAGGCUUGGCUGAGAGAGGCGGCCCCUACUUUACUCAUCCACUCGCAAAAAUGGAGGCAGCUGGCCAAAAAAGACAAGCAAGACGUGCUCCGUGUCCAAACAAGCAGUCUGCAAUAUGAUGUCUUUGCUCUUUUUUAUAUGUGUCUUAUGAAAUGUGCUUCUUCUUUUGCCCUUGUAAUUUAUGAUGACACAAACCAUACUGAUAUCAACUAAGAUAAACUGCCAACUAACGUUGUGAUAGAUCUACCUAAACAUUUUUUAAAGAGACCUAUUUAGCAGAGAAAGCCUUUGUAAAUAAUGACCUUGUCCUUGACGUCUGAGCAAAACAAGAGACUUGGGUACUUAACAGUAUUAAUCUUUUGGAUGCACUUUAUAAGUUCCGGCCUUGGGUUACUCAAGCGACAGUUGGUCAGUGAAGUGACAUUUUUGACACAACAUUCACAACUGUUGCCAGAGUAUUAUUAUGGGAUGGAGCAGCAGCACCAACACUGAUCAGAACUGUUUCACCCAAAGGGUAAACUAAUUCUACAGGAGCCACCUGAUAUCGACAACACCUCGCCUGGACUUAUAUCAGCAAGCCACUGGAUCACGUUGAGCUUGACACAUCAAGCCACUAACACUAUGUGGGAUCUCUUCCACACGGGAGUUUUGUGCAUUCUGGGUAAUCUGCCACUAGAUCUACAGACCACCUAGGCGGCCAGAGACUCUCUCCUGUAAAAGGAAAAAGAAAACAUCCCUCCUGUCUGUACGUCCGUGAGAUCAGUCCUCUGCACGCACCUUUUCUAUCCCUCCCUCCCUCCCUCCCUCCCUCCCUCCAUCCCAUCCUGAAGUGGGGGGAUCAGCGGCGACUUGGUUUCCAUAGCAACUGCAAGUAAUGGAGAUGUGAGGAGUUGGGUGCAUCUGAGACACUGGCCAGAGGGCACCUGAGACCACGGACCAGCACUGGAGAACGGCAGAAGGUCUCGGCCCUCAGCACGUCCUCCAAAUACACCAGACCCGCCUGAGAGGAGAGACCCUCCAGCGAGCUCUGUGGAGCCACAGCCACAGGCAUGAGAGGAUGGUCACGUACUGGAUGGUUCAUUUCAUGGACAGACUGUGGCUGAAUGGGAAUUGACAGUAUUUUAGAUGGACAUGACGUUGCCAUUAUUAUAGUUCCACACCAGAGGUGGAAAGUCCAGUUUGUGAGAGUAAGGGGGUAUUCACACCGGCCUUGUUUAGUUCGAUUAAAACGAACUCAAGUUCGUUUCUUGCUUGGUUCGGACCAAAUAAGUGAACUAACGGACCUUCCUGGUGUGAAUACGCCCUAAAGGUCCAGCUAUGCAUUUGGUCCUACAGUACCUGUGCACUUCUCACCAAUUAGCUGACCUAAGAUGCGUUUUUGCAAACAUAUAGGCGAAUGUUUGCAAACUGUUUUCUGUUUGCAAAUGUUCGCCGACAACUCAAGGCAAACAUUUGCAAACAUUUUGAGGAGGUAGUUCUGUGGAGCUAGGUAUGAGUGGGACAAAGUGUUCCGGUUACAACAUAAUGUUUACACCGAAUCGUUCAAAUCUAACUGUUUGGAAAAAAAACAUUCGCCAUGAACUUUCGCCACUGUUUGCAGAAUUUGAACGCACCUCUGGCUUAACAGUUAUGCUUAUUAAAAUCAGCGGAGUUAGUGAAUAGUUGGAUCAAAUAUGUGAGAAGACCUUUUAGUCUCUGGAGCUGGAUCUGUCCACCUCUGUUCCACAUGCCCUCACACAGACACGUCUCCUCCCCCAGUCAGAUGCUCAGUCUGCCCACCACUGUGGCUUUGAUGUGGAUAUCUAGUCUUCUUUACAAAAGAACAGUAUUGAUAUUUAUUUUGUGAUUUUUGUUUUGUACUGUUUUGUUUGAGUCUCCAUGUGUUUGUUAUUUCUUAUUUUUGUGAUAUUUGCAAUAGUUAAACACUGAUUUCAUUGAUGGUUGAGUUGAAAGUGCAUGUCAGUCCUCCAUGCAUGCCUGUCACUGAGUUCACAGGAAUGGGAUACCUGAACAAAAAUAUGUCCAGAGGCAUCAUACAAUACAUUCUGUAGCUAUUCUGUAGUAUGUCCCUUUUGAGUAUUAUCCAUUAUUAUUUAUAUUUGGUAUCAAAACACAUUCCUAUUUUCAGCUCUCACCUAUCAAAAUUCCCUCACUAAAUAUUUCUGCAAAAUAUGUAGCUGGUUUAAGCACACAGACCGAUGGUAAUAACCUAUCCACUAGAUGAUGACAUAACACGUCUUAUAGGAGUUAUCCUUACAGGCCUCUGGUAAGAUUUGUCUUGUUCACAUGAUAGUUUGUGGGCUUAAUGGAAGCUUAGAGUUACUCUAGUGAAAUCUCCACUCUCCCUUACCACAUAUAAGAUCCCUCAAAAAGAACAACACAAGGGUUUGUCUUGAUGGAUACCAAUAUACUGGUCCAUAAUCCUUGCAGUAAAGUCACUAGAGGCUGGACAUUGAUACUCAUUUCCUGAGAGGCUAGCUGUGGGAACGAAUGCUCUUCAACAGAGGGGGGAGCAGAACAGGCGGAGAGCAAUUAAACAUUUGGUCCACGAGGGAAUCAACGACCACAAGCUAUGUUCCUUGUCUCAUUUUCUCUAGGCAAGCCAGGGCCAGCACACUAUGGCCAAAUAUAAUACAUAAUUACGUGUAUUACCCACUGCCACCACCCAACCCAUAGACACACACUUGUGUUUCCGUGCUCUAUUACAACAUGUUAAUACUCAGAGGUACAGUAGGCCUACGUCACUGAGGGGGCAGCGGGUGGGUGAGAUGACUUCUCUGUUUACACUGCAGUUCAAGCAAAUCCCGCCGUCUAAUAAACAUCUUAA